CUUCCGUUGUUUCCCCUGUGUUCUUUUUACGUUAUGUUUAACCUAAGUAUCUGACAGAAGUGUAUUUACGCUCUACGUUGUGCGUCUCUAACAAAAACCAUCUGGGAAAACAGCAGUAUUUGUCUGGGGAAUACUCCAGAUAAGUAGCUAACUUAGUAGAAUCCAGGUGGCUGGCUAACUAGUAACAUUAACGUUAGCAAGGAGGCAAAAAUUGGGAAAUACGGGGCAACAAGAGGAGGUGUUCUCUUUUGGAAGAGCUGAUGCAAAUGCGAUGGCCAUAGCCGAGGUAUGGGAGUGACGUGACUCUACCGGUCCUGCUUCCAGAGAGCCAAAAACCUUAUCAGCAUCAUGUUUUUCUGCUGAAGUGCAGGUAGAUCACACAGAGAAUGGACGAAUCAGUAUUGCUGGAUUUGCUCGAGUGCCCGGUUUGUCUGGAGCGGCUGGAUGCUUCGGCAAAGGUUCUUCCCUGUCAACACACCUUCUGCCGCAGAUGUCUCCAAGGCAUCCUAGGCUCACGUGGAGAGUUGCGCUGCCCAGAGUGUCGGACAUUGGUGGAGUGUGCUGUAGAUGAACUCCCCAGCAACAUCCUCCUUGUGCGCCUGUUGGAUGGCAUCAAGCAGAGGCCGCGAAGGACUGGUCCUGGAGCUGGAGUCUGCACAAAUGGUACAUCUGGAGCUGUGGCCAGAGCACACGGAAGUGGAACCAGGGAACAGAGCACCCCGGUAGUACAACCCCAGCGAGCUCAGUCUAAGAGCACCCUCGUCCGGGGUGUACCUCAGCUUCCUUGUGCUAAGGCACUCUACAACUACGAUGGCAAGGAACCAGGAGACCUCAAGUUCAGUAAGGGUGAUAUUAUCAUCCUGCGUCGGCAAGUGGAUGAGAACUGGUACCACGGGGAGAUGGGGGGAGUGCAUGGCUUUUUUCCCACUAACUUUGUCCAGGUCAUCAAGCCCCUGCCACAGCCACCACCUCAGUGUAAGGCUCUCUAUGACUUUGAGCUGAAAGACAAGGAGGCAGACAAGGACUGUCUGCCCUUCUCCAAGGAUGAUAUUCUGACUGUGAUCCGCAGAGUGGAUGAAAACUGGGCAGAGGGAAUGUUGGGAGAUAAAAUUGGAAUUUUCCCCAUCUCAUAUGUUGAGUUCAACUCGGCAGCUCGGCAGCUUAUAGAGUUGGACAAGCCAUCAGACUCCAGUGGAGACUCAGGUGAGGGAGCCGCCUCGGGACCCCAGAGCAAUGGUGCCCAGCGGGCAGGAGAGAAGAAAAACAGCAAGAAGCGACAUUCCUUCACUUCUCUCACCAUGUCCCACAAACCCAUGCUAGCUCCUCCCCCCCAGCGUCACUCCAUGGAAAUUAGUGGGCCAGUCCUGAUUAGCUCCAGCAACCCCACAGCAGCUGCCCGAAUUGGAGAGAUGAGUGGGGGGCUUUCCUGCAGUGCACCCUCACAGGUACACAUUUGCACAACUGGACUAAUUGUGACCCCACCCCCUAGUAGUCCUGUUACCACAGCAACGGUCUUCACAUUUCCCCCAGAGACGAGCCACACGUCCAUCCCUGUGGAUGCUCUCCCACCACCCCCACCUCCUCCCCCACAGUCCUCUCUUGGUGGAGCAGCAUAUGCAUUGGCUGCUGGACAGAGACCCUCCCCCAGCACAAGCGACCAAAGUGGGAGACAAAGACCUACAGUCUAUGUGGCAAUGUUCCCCUAUACUCCCCGUAAGGAGGAUGAGCUGGAGCUAAGGAAGGGAGAGAUGUUUCUGGUGCUGGAACGCUGCCAGGAUGGCUGGUUCAAAGGCACUUCUAUGCACACUGGCAAGAUUGGAGUCUUCCCUGGGAACUACAUGAGUCCAGUCAGCAGGUCAGUCAUUAAACUGUGGACCAUGUCUGGGAGCGCCCAGUCCAAAGUGCCCAUGAGUCUUUGCACUCAGGCUGGCAGAGCGGUCACCAUCGCCAGUUCCUCUUCUGCACCCCUUGGGGCCAUUGUCCCGGGGCCUGACUUCAACAAACCCAUCACAGUGUGCUCUAGUGCUGCACCUGCCAGCUCCCAACCUGCAGCUGUGGUAACAGCAACCCAAACAGCCACUGGCCAACAGCCAAAAGUCCCACUGCAUGUGAGCUCCCAGAUGACUGUGAAUCAGGCUCGCAAUGCAGUCAGGACAGCCUCAUGUCACAAUCAGGACCGGCCCACAGCAGCAGUGACACCCAUCCAGUCUGCAGCACCAGUGACCUAUCUCCCACAUCUUGCAGUGUGUCAACAGCCCUUCUCCAAUUCUGCCCAAGGCUGCACCCGGGCUGGAGUGGCAAUGGGCUGUGCCGCUGCCUCUCUGACCCCACCCAAUGUCAGUGCUGCAUCACUGGAGGGGGAUGCUUUGAGACCUGUGCCUGUUGGCCCUGGGAACAGCUCUGCUCUCAAUCCUAUGUCCAAUAGCGCAGCUCUUCCCUGCAGACUGGACAAGGAUGUCAAGAGAGAAAAGAAAAGUCUUCUGAAGCUGUUGUCCUCCAAUAAGAAGAAGUCUCGUCCUUCUCCCCCCUCCUCUCCUACCCUUGAGGCUGAACAGGCUGCUGCUGGAGAGGUGCUGCAUGGCGCUGUGGGGCAUGACACCUCCCCUCCUCCUGGCUCUUUCAGCUGCCUUGAGCCUGAAUCUGCUGCUGCUGUUGCAUCUGCCUCUUCCUCCUCCUCAGUCCCAGAGUCCUCCCAUCGGAAGGGCAGUCCCCUUGAUGGAUGUGCUCCUAUCGCUCCUCCUCCUCGCCAGCCAUGCUCUUCUCUUUUAUCUCAACACCAUGACUCACGGCCAAUCAUAUGUGAGAGGUACAGGGUGGUGGUGUCAUAUCCUCCCCAGAGUGAGGCUGAGCUGGAACUUAAGGAGGGCGACAUUGUGUUUGUUCACAGGAAGAGGGAGGACGGCUGGUUCAAAGGCACACUGCAGAGGAACGGCAGGACCGGACUGUUCCCUGGCAGCUUUGUAGACAGCAUCUAAUAAACACGCUACAGUGAAGAACAGCUACCGCCACCAUCAUGGCCCAGCUGAUUGCUGCUAGCCCCACUACAGUGUGACAAACCAAUCAAAUUAGCACACUUUAACUUCUUCGAGGUCACCACAAAAGAACGCUAGUGGCACAUAAGACAGCGCUGCAGAGAAGACCAGUGAAGAUACAGUGGGUAGAGUUGGAGGAGAGCACACUACUUAAGAACUGUUCCUUUUUGUUUAUUUAUCUUUGUAAUAAUUCAGCUGUUAAAUGUGUGCCUUGUACUGUUCCUGACUGUAUUGUGUAUAUAAGGACACAAAGAUGAUUAGUCCUGCAACAACCAGUAUGAACUGUUGCUAUAGGUAUGUUACACAUUUUAACUUAUUCAUUGAUUGGCCUUUUUUAUAGUGCACCACAUUAAGGGGUUAAGGUGGCACAUGCCUUAUGUCACAUUCUGCCAUAUCAGUGAUGCUUUUCUCUAUUACACUGCUGAUAUAAGUUUUAGCGUUAAUUCAACCUGUCAGCUAAUAAGAGAAGGUCUAUCAGAUGUGGCAGACUAGAACAAAUGAGUAGUGUCCUCAUCACUUGUGCUGCCUUGUAGAAAAAGGGUACUUCCCCAGCUUCAGAGGCAUUGCCUCGACCUGAGAAUCAUAAGAGACAUCUGUCGUAUUGCACAUUUGAGUACUUGAGCUGCAAGUCGCAGCCAUGUGAACGUUGCACAUCAGAAAAUAUUCUUCCAGGCCUUCUUCCAGGCCUCCACCUUUUCUCCUGAUGUGAGUGAAGCUGAAGUGCUAAGGACUGUUACUGUACCUGCAGUAAUCUAAAUGUUUGCCUAUGCUUAACAAAGCCUUCUGCAGGAGACAGAGCGGUGAUAGAUGGUCAGGCCUUUUUAAUAUGUGCAAAACACUCCAAGACGAGCUUCUCAGUCAAAUGUUCUUACUCUGUAUCUUUGGUUUGUGUACUGAAGAGUAGCUGCUCUCCUCACCCCUGGGCAAUAGCCAAUCCCAGACAUAGCUCUACAUCACAAGAGCGACAGAACAUUUCAGUAACUGUGCACAACAGAUUCUUUACAUUAUAUAUUUAUGUUUGUUACAAAUUCCACAGAGGCUGACACCUGCUGCUCAUGUAGUCUGUCAUUUACCUAACCUGGACACGCAGUAAGGCACGCAGGACAGUCUCCUUUCAGUAGGCUGUCAAGUUUUUAUACAAAUCACCUUAGAAAUUAGGUGUGGCAAUAAAACCACAGCUAGCUAAAGCACAGAAUGUUUGUCUGAAGUGACAUAUCACUCCACAGGAAGAGAUGUCUAGUGCAAAUUCUGUUGAAUCUUGAAGGUAACAUUUUAUUGGAUCACUUUGAUGCCCUUAAUAUGAUUUUUUUUGGGGGGGAUGUGGGGAUAUUUUGGUACAUUUCAUCUAUACACAUAUCAGGUGUGUUAACUUGAAUCAAAUCAGCCCUUUGGAGAAUGAAACCCA
Molecule: messenger RNA, 4437 nt
Organism: Monopterus albus (swamp eel)
Lineage: Eukaryota; Metazoa; Chordata; Actinopteri; Synbranchiformes; Synbranchidae
Gene: sh3rf1
Product: SH3 domain containing ring finger 1
Exons: 12
Coding region: 387-2975 (862 amino acids)
Molecular function (GO): protein binding
Source: RefSeq, a predicted model, not a curated record